Hydractinia symbiolongicarpus is the source of this 2334-nucleotide messenger RNA. RefSeq lists its product as uncharacterized. The transcript is spliced from 2 exons. The record is from RefSeq and is a predicted model, not a curated record. NCBI's taxonomy places the organism in Eukaryota, Metazoa, Cnidaria, Hydrozoa, Anthoathecata, Hydractiniidae. The coding region runs from base 529 to 2238 and encodes 569 amino acids.
UUUCUAUUAUCUAUUAUCUAUUUUUUUUUUUUUACUUUUAAACUAUAUAUUCCCAAUCUAUUUAAGUGUAUUAUCAGUGGACUUAUUUUCUUUUAUUUGUUAACGGCAUAAAACCACGCUACAGUUAUUAUUAACCACCAUACAGAACCUGACAAUAAAGUUAGACUACACGACUGUUACGUAAGUUACACAUUGUAUUUCCAAAGCGAAGGUCGCUGGUUCAAAUCCAGCUCUUCUGAAAUGAAGAUAGCUCAGUGGUUAGAGCGUCGCUUACCAUUUGUAAGAUAAUAAGGUGAAGCUUGACUAUUAAAUAUGAUUAUUUAAUAUCAUAUAAUGUCUUAUAAUCAUAACUCUGAAUUAUAGUGGAAAGAUGUAUUCAAUGAGGAAACUGGUUUGUGGCAAUUUAAUCUUAAAUGUCCCAGCAAGUGUGUCGUAGAUGGCGAUCCUUUUUCUACAAGAUUGCAAGAUAAUCUAAAAUUAAGAGAUAAUUGGAGUGAGGAAAACGAAGACAUCGAUUUUGUACCUGAUAUGAAUGGAACAUGCCCAUGUGAGGCUGGUUGGUUUUCAGAUGAAUUCCCACAAGGAAUUAUUGGAAAGUCAACGGAGUCUAAAUUGUAUUUGGACAGGAAAGUGGUGAAGUGCAACGUUUUCAUGCGUUUGUGCUUGCAGAAUUGUUGUGAACGUAAAUGGGAUGGAUGGAAUGAAUCCAUAUUCAGGCUUUCAUCAGCUACUUGUGCGGGUUAUGAAAUAGGCUGGGAUUUUGUUGAUGCAGUAAAAACAAGUGGUCAAACGUUUAGCGGUUUCGUGACGGUUAUGAAUAACAGUUACAGGAGAAGGAAUCACGGUGCCCAAAAGUUUAUGUCAGUUCCAGUUUUUAUUGAUUGGUUCUUCGCAUGGGUUUCAGCUAUGCAAAUUGAAUUUCGUCAGCAAUGUAGGUUGUGUGGAGGCGAAAGUAAAAUAUUAGCCUGUGACGGUACAAAGUUAGGAGUGGGUUUUAAAAAUACUUUCGUUGAUCCCAUCGAAAAUACUGAGGGUGGGGAAAUUUUGGAGACAACAUUAAAACGGCUUAAUCGUUGCUUUAUAUUUAAUACCCCCGACCAUGAUUCUCGGGAUUUCAGUCAGGCGAGAAAUUUGUUAAAGGAGCAGUGCCAAAAGAUUAUUGAUUGCGACCCUGGUGUGGUUGAGACAGGCAUUACAGAAUUUAUAACUGAGUAUGCUCGACCUGCAUAUCAAAAAAUGAUUUCUACCAAUUCGGAUAGCAAAGAACGGUAUGCAUUGGCCAAGUUCUUUCUUUUACUUUCAUCCGACGCUUCAGUAGACACUGUGUUGCCAUUUCGUUUUUGUCAAGACGUGUUAGAUUUUGUUCAAAAGAUUACUGAUGAAGAAUUAACAACCGCCGACCUACGAUUAUUUUUGUACGAACUGAGGUUUUAUGCUCCUGAGUUAUCUUCCUUGUUAUUCGCAUCCUCUAUAUCGUCAUCGACUGAACUUCCAAGCAACGAUGUUAUAUUGUUACUUAGAUACCUGGUGGCAUUUAUAAAAAAUGUACACUCUCAUGAUGAACCACCGGAAGAUCCAGUACCUAUACCGAAAACUUACAACCCUGCUAAAUAUGGACGCGCAUAUUACUUUAAUACACAUGGUUGUCAAGUUCGUAAAAUGCGACAGUUCACUAUUGACACAAAAGAACGUAUCCAUGCCAAUUUUGAUGACCCACCAGACAACGCAUGUGAGAAACGCUUUCCAACAGUUUCGAAAAAAGGAACAACCUACGUAUUUCUUUGGUUUUGUCCUUUACAUGGACAUUGCUACGGCUUCCAUACAAUUCCUGGAAGCGAAGGACGAAAGGACCCUGCCGCGUCGCUAUUAACCCAUAUCAACAGCGCUCCUGACGACAUUUUUUACGAUUUUGCAUGCAGUCUUUCGAAAUAUUGCAAAAAUCGAGAAUCUGGAUUUUUUGCAAAAACAAGGUUUUUCCACGACGUAUUUCAUGGUUAUACGCACAAAUGCACCAACGCUUUCAAGUACAACCGUCUUCUUGCUUCAAGUGCGAUAAAUUCUUCCAUUUGUGAGCAAUUUAAUAGUUAUAUUCAAAACAUAAAGUCCUCUUGUAAAUUGAUGUCCCAAACGCAUUUUGCGUUGUAUCUGCAAUUUUUUAUUUACUUGUGGAAUCAACACAAAGAUGAAUCACAUAAUAGAAAAUUGAACAUUGCGCUGUCUGGACGUGCUGAUGAUUGAAAUCUCAUUGUUUGUUUGUACUGAGUUUUUUAUGUAUCGAAGAUAAUAAGUUCAUAAUAUUGAAAAUUGUUUUCUUUAAAUUAAUUUCUAUUCAUU